Molecule: messenger RNA, 3148 nt
Organism: Triticum dicoccoides
Lineage: Eukaryota; Viridiplantae; Streptophyta; Magnoliopsida; Poales; Poaceae
Exons: 7
Coding region: 69-968 (299 amino acids)
Molecular function (GO): zinc ion binding; nucleic acid binding
Source: RefSeq, a predicted model, not a curated record
CUAGCACGGGGUCCCUUUUCACAUCUGCGUGAAGGACCGCGACGAGCCGGAGGCAGUGGUGGCGCCCCAUGGUUUGUCAUUUUCUGCUCAUGGCGAUUUCCGAAACGGCGACGCCGGCGAGCGGCGUAGAAUCUGGAUCGACGUCGGCGGCCAGAGAUCUAGGAGCGCGCUUGGGGGCGUCCAUCUCGGGCGGCGGCAUCGCCGCGGCGGCCGCCUCGGUCGUAGGCUCCCCGGAUACAGUCGUGCGAGCGUUCUCUCCUGACAUCCGUCCGCUGGAUCAGGGGGGCGCGCAGCGGGGGGAAGUGAGGGGUUCUCCUGAUGUAGAGUUCUCCGGCGGGUCCUGCACACUUUCAGCUCUGGGGAGGCGUUGUGGCAUCCAGGAGUGCCGCUGGGUCGGCGCCGCCCGUUGUCUCAUGCGGCUCGGUACAGUCCUCCCCCAAUGUGCCCGAGUAGCCGCAAGCACCACCAUCAGAGUUGGCUGGAAGCGCAGGGAAAGAGGGCCACAAGGACCAGACGAGCGGUCGGUAAUAGUUGAUCGUGUGCCGGCACUAGAAGCUGCCAUAAGAGGAUUUGCUGACAGGGGAACUGAUGUAGUUGUCAACCCCGUGCUUGGCAUAAUUUUCGAUUCUCUGCCAGAGGCGUAUGAAUUUUACAAUCUUUAUUCAUGGGAAGUUGGCUUUGGGAUUCGUUACGGCAAGAGCAGGCAGAAUGUCAAUGGGACCAAGUGUAUGCAGGAGAUCGUAUGCGGCUGUGCUGGCAAACCAGAGAAGGAGAACAGCUCGUCCAUGAGGAGCAAUUGUGCCGCCAUGCUGCGUCCGCACCAGACGGAUGACGGGGAAUGGUAUGUAUCGGAGAACCGUGCUUCUCACAACCAUGAACUGCUUCGGACUUGUGGGGAGAAGCUGCACUGGCCAUCACACCGGUGCAUUGACACAUACACCAGGGACCUUGUGAAGCAGUUGCGAUAGAACAAUGUUAAUCUGGGGAAGGUGUACAGCAUCAUUGGCAGUCUGUUUGGGAGAAUGGAGAACGUGCCGUUUACGAAGAGGUGCCUUAGAACUUUCUGUGGAAAGCUUAGUAGGGAGCAGGCAGAUGAUGAUGUACGCAAGACUAUGGAUGCAUUCUCCGAGCUGGGGUCAAAUGAUCCAGAGUUCUCGUAUGUGGUUGAGGUUGAUAAAGAAAGCAAGCUAAAAACCCUGCUGUGGACUAAUGGUAGAAGCAAGAUGCAGUACCACAAUUUCGGUGAUGAAAUAACAUUUGACACAACUUACAAGACAAAUCUAUAUGACAUGCCUUUCGGGUUGUUUAUGGGGGUGAACAAUCACUUCCAGAGCACCAUCAUGGGGGGGGGGGGUCAUGAUGAGGGAAGAAACAAUUGAGAGUUUUAAUUGGGUAUUCACCGAGUUUAUUAGACUGAUGGGUGGCAGGCCUCCAAAAACAAUACUAACCGAUCAAGCACGGGCCAUGGAGGUCGCUAUAGAACAAACGAUGCCUGAUACCACACACCGCUGGUGUAAGUGGCAUGUGCUUCAGAAGGCGAAAGAGCACCUCAGGCCGCAUUACACGCAACGGAGUGAUUUUAGGGCGGCGUUGCACGAGGUUGUCAAUGAAAUGCUAACUGUCGAUGAGUUCGAAGCUGCUUGGGCUGAACUGCUUGACAGAUACAAGCUCCACAACAACACCUUCCUGAUCCAGAUUUUCGAGGUUAGGCACAAGUGGGCAAAACCUUAUUUUAGUGGCAAGUUCUGUGCGAAGCAAACCAGUACGCAAAUGAGCGAAAGUGUGAACCAUUUGUUGAAGGGCUACAUUCCCCCGGCUUGCCCCAUGAACCUAUUUGUGAAACAAUACAGCAAGUUGCAGUUCGACCGAGAAGCUGAAGAAGGGUUCCAAGAGAAGAGAACAAGGGCUGUGUAGUUCUCCGAUACAAUUUCCCUUUGGAAGAGCAUGCGAGCCACGUGUACACCCGGACGAUGUUUGAGAUGUUUGGUCAGGAUUUGUACCGUGCGGGAAGAUAUGAUGUCGAGGAAGUUGAACGAGGCACGAGGUACCAUGUGCGGCACAUUGAAGCUGAGAAGCGAGAGAAGUGGUGCCGCGAGAUGCAUGCUGUCGAUGUCCAUGAAGGUGGCGCUCAGUACACAUGCGAAUGCGGCUUGUUUCAGCACAUGGGGAUGCUUUGUUGCCAUGCUAUCAAGGUUCUUCUUCAUUUGAGGGUGCGGAAGAUACCUAGCUUUCAUGUGAUGAAGCGAUGGACAAUAGAUGCCCGCGACAACUUGCCGCUUCACCUCAUCCAUCACCAGACAGAUCAAGGCCCUCCGUGGUUGUCAUCCUACCGGCAUACUGCACUACACCUGACAGCACUCGAGUUUGUGCAACUCAGUGACAGCAAUGUUGAUGCAUUCGAUAGAGCAAUGGACAUUUUAAUUGCAGGCAAGGCUGAACUGACCGUUUUGGCAGCGAUCAAAGAUGGCAAAAGUUUGGUUGACCAAACCCAAGUUGGAGAGUCAGCCAAUCCAACCAUGACUAUGAUGGCAGACGGCGCGCAUCAAGAAGAUGAGCGUUCUGAGAUGUUCAUCUCAGCUGAAUGUGGCCUUGGAUCUGUCUCCGUGGGAGCUGAUUCCAGGCGUCCAUUAUCCACUUUAUUGGCCCCUGAUAGGAUGAAGCAGAAGGGGAGGCCGACAACGGCGAGGGGCAAGCCUGGAUAUGAGAUCAAAGACGCGCGAUCAAGAUUUUGCACUCUUUGUAGAGAGAAAGGGCACAAGAGCACGACGUGCCCCCGCAGGGGGGACCUUCCUAAGAAACCCCGCAAAAUCCCUACAUGUGGCAAUUGCGGUGUGGCUGGGCACAAGAAAACAAGUUGUUUCAACCCAGUGUUGCCGUUUGUGAAGAGGCCUCGCGACGGACCAAUGGAGUGAUGUCCAUUUCAUGAUAUGAUGCAAAAUUUGAUUGAAUCAGUCGAGAGUAUUAUGUUUUCUGCUUGUUAGGACUGUUGGCUUGUAAUUCUAAUAAAUGUUUUGCUUGUCUUUGGGGUACUGGACAUAGGUUGCUGUUUUUUAGCCGUUAUUUCGGUGUUUUAGUUUCGGAGCCUCAGGGCGUGCUGUAGAUUUGUUAACUUUUCAAGUGAUGUUCAAUUUCAGCUACUUAGGACUCA